CCAAGAUCAGAUCCGGGAGCAGGACCAAAGGCUGUGACCAACCACCAGAACCAUAACCCAGGACCACAGACCAGGAGCGGCCCAGUCCAACAUGUCAGAGUCCAUCAAAAGAAGGAGCUCCAGCAGACAGCUCCUGCAGAACCUGAUCAGGGUGACGGCCCAGCGGAGCCAGGAGGACGCUGAGGAGGUGGAGCGGGAGCGAAGGAGGAGAGCCAGGGAGAGGCAGAGAGGAGAGGGGAGCCCCUCCUGGACAGAGCCCCCCCAUCACAACGACCUCACACAAAACACGGAGUUGGACGAGGAGCUGAAGCCCAGCUGCUGCUUGGUUCUGGAGGAGGACGAAGGCUUCAGCGACUGGAGCCACAGGCUGGAGAACCGCAGUGAGCAGGAGGUGCAGGAUGACAGCAGGGCCAGGGUGCAGACACGUUCAGCACCACAGUGGAAACCACGGCCUGAGGAGGAGAAACUGAAGGAGGAUGUAGAGAAGGAGAAGGUGGAAGGACGGGAGCCAGAGAGCAGCAGUCGGUCCCAAGAAGCUUCAACAAGACCUCCAGAGAAGAUGUCCAGCAACAAAAAGGACGUCAGGACGUCAUAUAGCUCAUCAGUCUUUCUGCAACAGGACGCCAGACUGCAGCACGCCGCAGGCCAACCAGCAGACAGGACGUCCUACCUGGCAGCAGGGACAAUGAGGCCACGCGGAGGGGCCUGCAGGGUGGAUGGGGAGGUGGAGCAGGAGGAGCUGAAAGUAGAGGAGGAAGAGGUACAGCCCACUUUGCAGAGGGAGUGGAGGUCAACAGAAACCCGACAGAGCCCCGCGGAUGAAGACGAUCUGGAAGAAGAAGAAGAAGAAGAAGAAGAAGAAGAAGAAGAACUGAGCUUCACACAUGAAGAAGGGGAAGACCUCCACCUCAGGAGGGAGCAGAGACACAGGGAGGAGGAGGAGGAAGAGGAAGAGCACAAGAUGACAGACAAGAGUUCAGUGGAAAGCAGAGACAGGAGGAGUGAGGAGGUGAACAGAACAUCUGCAGUUUCUCUCGGCAGCAGCAGCGAAGGCGAGGAAUCGCUAAACUGCUAUGGUCCCAUGAGCCCGACGUUCAAGAAACUCCUCAUACAGUUUUACCCAGAUGAAGUCAACAGCAGAGUCUCAACAGACGGAAAAUGCACGAUCAUGGAGAGAACUGAGUCUUUGAGGAAAAGCACCAGCAACACAAAGAAGACGCCGUCACCUGUUGCUGUUUCCAAGAUUGACAAGAAACUGGAGCAGUACACACAUGCUCUCGAGGUCUCCUCAAAGGAAGGCAGAUCCGGCGGUCAGGUUCUGACAGAUCUGACGAGUCCCACUGAACCCGUCGCCUCCAAGAAGAGCCUGUUUGAGGCCGGAGAAGCCUGGAACCAAAACGCUAUCUCAGUCGCAGCAUCUAAGGAUGCAGACGGGUUAAAAGUCGGUGUGGCUGAUCUCAUCAAUCAGUGGGUGAGAGGAAGUGAUGAUGGCAGCAGGUGCAGCUCGCCCUCCAAACCAGCAGAAAUAAAAACCGGUGGUGUUUUAAACAAGAAAAACCUUUGGGAGAGUCUCGGUGACCCAUUAUCUCCUGGCAAGGAUGGAAAGGAGAGUUCCCCUGGUAAAAGGUAUAAAUUUGUCGUGACUGGUCACGGCAAGUAUGAGAAGGUUUCUGCUGACACUGAAGAUGUGAAUUGUCCGUCAGAUGGACAGUUCUAUGAGGAUUUGUGAAACACGUCUUGGACUUUGAAGAAUUUUGGAUUAUGAAAGAAAAAAACUUUAAUACUGCACAAAUUUUAGCCACUAUCACUCAAGCCUUAGAUUGGAAAUGCUCUUAAAUCCUGUUGUAAUGAUAAAUUUCCUUCAACAGUCUGUUAUCAUUUUACAAAAGGUAAAAAGGUAGGGAGUCUUUUCUCUGUUUAAACUGGACAGGUAUUUCAUUUUAUCCUGUGAAUAAUAUCUCAUGGUUCUUCAGCAGUAGCAUAUCUUUGAAUAAGAUGAAAUAAAAUCAAUUA
Molecule: messenger RNA, 2013 nt
Organism: Seriola dumerili (greater amberjack)
Lineage: Eukaryota; Metazoa; Chordata; Actinopteri; Carangiformes; Carangidae
Product: lymphocyte-specific protein 1-like
Exons: 15
Coding region: 92-1729 (545 amino acids)
Biological process (GO): signal transduction
Molecular function (GO): actin binding
Source: RefSeq, a predicted model, not a curated record